Molecule: messenger RNA, 1200 nt
Organism: Nannizzia gypsea CBS 118893
Lineage: Eukaryota; Fungi; Ascomycota; Eurotiomycetes; Onygenales; Arthrodermataceae
Product: TBC1 domain family member 20
Exons: 3
Coding region: 1-1200 (399 amino acids)
Biological process (GO): positive regulation of GTPase activity; endoplasmic reticulum to Golgi vesicle-mediated transport
Cellular component (GO): endoplasmic reticulum membrane
Molecular function (GO): GTPase activator activity
Source: RefSeq, a predicted model, not a curated record
AUGGCAAACCGAGAACCUAAGACCGGAGAUAUCAAACCGGGUAGGCUGCCCGUAGAUUCAAAAGCCUACCGCCGGAAGAGAGCAGAUAUUGUUAAGGCAACCAAAAAACAUGACAUUGAGCAGUUAGCGAAGCUUGCCACCUCGGAAGGGGGUUUGCUGGAGGAUGAUAUCCGGAAACAAGUUUGGCCAAUUCUCCAGGGACAUGUACGUGCAACCCACACUCAGGAACUUCCGCCACUGUCUGAGCUGCCCAACCAUGGCGAUGAGAAUCAGGUCAAACUAGAUGUGGAUAGAUCAUUCGUCUAUUACCCCAACUAUAAGACCGAGAAACAGCUAAAGGACAAAAGAGACGAAUUAUUAGACUUGAUUGUAUCGGUCUUGCGGCGAAACCCUAUGCUUUGCUAUUUCCAGGGGUACCAUGACAUUGCCCAGGUCCUGCUUCUCGUCCUUGGCCGUAAACAUGCUUACCAAGCUCUGGAACAUAUAUCUCUCUUUCGCAUAAGAGAUUAUAUGCUUCCAUCUCUAUCUCCCGCACUUACGCAUCUUCAAUUACUGCCUGCCAUCGUCACAUCCGUAGACCAGAAACUUGGCCAGCACUUAGCUGGCACCAAACCAUUUUUUGCCCUUGCUGCCACCCUAACGCUUUACGCACAUGACAUAGAGGAUUAUGCUCAUAUUGCCCGACUUUACGACUUUAUCCUCGCCCAUGAGCCAGUUGUAUCAAUAUACCUGUUUGCUACCAUCAUCCUGUCAAGAAAAGACGAACUGUACGAUAUCCCUCCUGACGAGCCUGAGAUGUUUCACGGCAUCCUGUCAAAACUACCCCGCCCACUAGACCUCGAGGCCCUGAUCUCGAGUACAGUGCAAAUAUAUCACGGCCACCCACCUGAGAAGCUCCCCUGCAGUGCGUGGAAAUCCAUACCCUCCUAUAGUGUGCUUAAAACGCUGAGAAACCCUGGCUUGCAGUCGACCCCGGAGCAAGCAAGGGGCUACUUUCGUCAGCAGAUCCGAGGUCUGCAGCGGAAAAAGAUGCGCAAAGACGCAGUAUUGCUUAUUCGAAAGCACUCUUUUUCCAUCAAGCUCGUUGGCGCCACCGUUGCUGUCGGGAUACUCUCAUACUGGAUGAUGAAGCGAGAUCCUGACCUUAUAAAACAUCUCUGGCGUUAUCUAGGACCUCUGAAGACUACCUUGGGGCUAUGA